Varanus komodoensis (Komodo dragon) is the source of this 385-nucleotide messenger RNA. Its product is annotated as cytochrome b-c1 complex subunit 8. The record is from RefSeq and is a predicted model, not a curated record. Gene Ontology annotation, biological process: mitochondrial electron transport, ubiquinol to cytochrome c. The coding region runs from base 35 to 283 and encodes 82 amino acids. NCBI's taxonomy places the organism in Eukaryota, Metazoa, Chordata, Lepidosauria, Squamata, Varanidae. The transcript is spliced from 3 exons.
UACUGGUCUUUCGGCGCCAGAACAGCUUUUCAAGAUGGGUGUGCACCUUGGAAACUUAGUACGAAUGCGGCAUAUGAUCACCUACAAAUUGUCUCCGUUUGAACAAAGACUUUUUCCUAAAAAUAUGUCCAAAGAAGUUGUCAACCUUUGGAGGCGAAUUAAUUCAUAUAUCUUCCGUGUGGCACCUCCACUUGCUAGUGGCUAUCUCAUUUAUUCCUGGGGAACCCAAGAAUUUGAACGGUUGAAAAGGAAGAACCCAGCCGACUAUGAAAAUGAUGAGUAAUCUGACUGAAAGAAAACAUUUCCCAGCGUUCUUGUUCUGAGCUUAUUAACAUGCCUAUAAGUAUUUAGAAAUGACUUGCUCAAUAAACCUUUCUUGGUUCUA